This is a messenger RNA of Ophidiomyces ophidiicola, 3177 nucleotides long. RefSeq lists its product as uncharacterized. The record is from RefSeq and is a predicted model, not a curated record. Gene Ontology annotation, biological process: regulation of mitotic cell cycle; mitotic spindle organization. NCBI's taxonomy places the organism in Eukaryota, Fungi, Ascomycota, Eurotiomycetes, Onygenales, Onygenaceae. Gene Ontology annotation, molecular function: protein binding. Bases 1 to 3177 code for a protein of 1058 amino acids. Gene Ontology annotation, cellular component: mitotic spindle. The transcript is spliced from 4 exons.
AUGAGAAGCAAACUGUCCGCUACAGGAUCUUUGAAAAUCACGCCCACGGCCUCUCCGAUUCUCAAACCUUCCCCAAAACCGGCCUCCAAAUCUUCCUCUCACCUGUGCACGCUCUCACUACGGACUGUAAUCGGCACCACGACAUCAGAUCCCAAUGGAUUUUCCUAUCAUGAAUCUAGUCGAACACUUGCUUUGUGUGCCGGGUCGGCUGCAGUCUUGGUUGAGCUGGAUGACGAGCUGAACAUCCACCAACAAUUUUUUCGCGCCCGCCCUACUGCUACUGGGCUUAAUCCAGUACCCUCUUACUAUAAUAACACACAAACCCCUCCUAUUACUCCUGAUACGCGUCCAAGGGUCCUGCAGGUAGCUCCAAGAUUGACAGGAGGCAGCAUCCCUUAUGCAAGUACUCCCAGCAAAUGGGGUGAGGCUGCCUCAUCACGGACAUGGAGCUCGCGAGAGCGGAUCAAGGCUGUCACAAGUGUAGCUUUGAGCCCUAAUGGUAGAUUUUUGGCGGUGGGAGAGAGCGGUUAUAACCCCCGCGUUUUGAUUUUUUCAACGGCAAAUGAUUCUCCACCGGAUAUCCCCUUGUCUAUUUUAGCGGAGCAUAGCUUUGGCGUUCAGAGUCUUUCAUUCAGCCCUAACUCACAAUAUUUAGCUUCACUGGGGGAUAUUAAUGACGGUUUUCUUUUCAUCUGGAUGGUAAAUUUAAAAAAUGGCGCUGCCAGACUUCAUUCUGCAAACAAAUGCACUUCAUUCAUUCGGGAUAUGUGCUGGCUAGGGGACACUCUCAUCACGGUAGGAGUAAGGCAUAUUAAAAUCUGGCGAUUAAGUGAUGUGACGCCGAUAUCGCCUCCGAAGGCGAAAUCUAGCCUUGAACCUGCAAAUGCAGCUUCAGCUAUCCUUGGACCAAUAUCGCUUCCAGGAAGAAAUUGCCUGCUGGGCAAUCUGAGAGACAGCGUUUUUACCUGCAUCUCACCACUAUCUGAAAAAAAGGCAGUUGUUUGCACCGAAACUGGUGCUAUAUGUUUUCUGGAUGAUGUUGCUGGACAACAUAAGCUGCACUUCAUCAAGUGCCUGAAUAUAGGCAUUUUGUCUAUAACUGUUGACAACGAGUCCAAUAAUAUUUUUCUUGGUUGUCGUGAUGGCACAGUUCAACAAAUCUCCAUAAAAGAAUUGACUCCUGCCGUUCCAACUGAAAUUUUGACUAGUGAAAGAUCUCAAUCCCUCAGACCAAGUUCGCCAUCGACAAUAGCUAUGGGAAUAAUAUCCAAUCAUAUUGUUUCCGUUGAUUCUACUUGUGCUAUUCGAGUCUACCCUGUGUCUUUACUUGCCCAAUGCCAGCCAGGGGUUGACCAGCAAGUAGCUUUACCCGCACACAAGGGUCCCGUACUAGGCAUUGGCGCCGUUACCGCCCCGAGCUUGUAUUGCGGUGCACAGUUUUAUACAUGGUCUUGUAACGGCACCGUGAGUUUCUGGGAUUUAGAAGGGAAAUUCUACACUGGGAACCAAGUAGAAGUAGAACAGGUUACGGGGAAUGAUGAGGAUCUGAACGAGCUGAGAGUUGUAAGAACCACCGCAGACAUGAAAUUUUUUGUGUCCGGGGAUAAAUUCGGCGUGAUAAGGCUAAUCACCAGCGAGCCAUGGGCUUGUAAACACGCUGCCCGCGCACACGCUGGGGAAGUUACAGAUAUUGCCAUACAGCUGAGCCAGGACGUAUCCUUGGUGGCCACUUGUGGCAGAGAUAGGAUGGUUCAGGUCUUUCAGUAUAAUGGCGAGUCUUUCAACUUGGUACAAACCAUGGACGAGCACGUAGGCGCAGUUGGCCGCCUAUUAUUUACGCACGAAGGCGAGAAGCUACUGUCUUGCUCUGCAGAUCGCACUGUAAUCAUCCGCGAAAGAAAGAUGAAAGCGGAAAACGAUACAACAACCGUUGCAUUUCUCUUAACCAGAGUCAUUACGCUGAAAGCCUCCCCUAUUUCAAUGACAACUCUCUCGGAUGAACCGGAUAUACUUGUAUUAUCCACUAUUGACCGACAAAUUCACCGAUAUGACAUUCCUUCUUCCCGCCAUCUACACUCAUUUAAAGCCGCUGACCCGGAGACGAAUGAUACUGCCGUAAUAAGCUCCUUAGCUGUCGGCUCUGACAGCCCUGGGCUAAAUUCACGGCUACUGAUUGGUGUGUCUACCACUGAUAAGUCGAUCCGGGUCUACGAUUUCGCGAAAGAUACUCUAUUAACGCGAGAGUUUGGCCAUACGGAGGGGGUGAGCGACGUACUUUUGAUCGAAAACGGCAUGGGAGAGAGCAAGAAAAGAACUCUUGUGAGUACUGGGUUGGAUGGAAUCAUCAUGAUUUGGGAUCUGUCUACCCAACAUCAGCAACACCUAGAGGCCUCUCUGCCUUCCGUACGAGCAGAAGACGACACUCCAUGUAAGGAGUCGACGGCCGCAAAAGCGCCUCUGCGACGGAUACUCUCCCGCAGCGAGCUUGCGGGUUUUCAGAAAUUUGAUAACCCUUCUUCUCCAUCUCCAACUCCUUUCUGGGACCCAUCUCCGCCGUUAACUCGAAGAAGGAUUGCCAGACACGCUCAGUCUCAGUCAAAGAAUGGGAACACCAUAUCGUCUUCUACGGCUCCAACUACACCGCUCCAACCGUCCCGUCGAUCACCAACACUGUUUUCAGACACCAGUACUAAAGCCUCACGGGAUGGUUCUAUUUCUCCUUCAAGCCCUAAAGCAGGAUCAACCAGGACACUCAAUAUUAAGAAUAGCUAUGCAAAGCUACGCAGACCAUCUAUGGACUCGCGUCGCGCUAAAACAAGCGGGAAUGUCAGCGAAUUUGGAAGUCUGAACAUGUCUACAGAGCAAAUCUGCCGCUCCCUUAGAGCUUAUAGGAAGAAACUUCAGGGAUCAACUGACCAUCUUCACUCUGCUCCUGAGCUUGAGAGGGAACUCGAGCUCACAUUUCGAGCGCUUGGCGAACGCAAAAAAAGAAAUCAAGCAAGUGAAGACUCAACAGAUUCAGACAACAGCAAGCUAAUACCACCUUUGCCCUCAAAGCCAAUACGACUGGCUCGUCGGGUUCCAUCAACUCCAAAUCUUACUUAUUCAAGAAUGGGCGAUAAGAAACCCGACAAAAUGCAUCGCACCAAUUCUUUGGAUGCCAAUAGCAAAAAUUAA